AUGGGUUUCACCGACUUUGUCUCCGAGGCUGGCCUCACUCUGGCCAACAACUACUUUGCUAGCCGCAGCUACGUUGUUGGCGAUGCUCCCUCUCAGGCCGAUGUCGUGACCUUCAAGGCCUUCUCUGGCGCCCCUGACGCCGACAAGUACCCCAACGUUGCCCGUUGGUACAAGCACAUCGCCUCCUACGAGUCGGAGUUCUCCUCUCUCCCCGGUGACGCCUCCAAGGCCUACACCACCUACGGCCCCGAGUCCACCGAGCUCCCCACCAACCCCAAGGACAAGCCCGCUGAGGAUGACGACAUGGACCUCUUCGGCAGCGACGAGGAGGAGGAGGACCCCGAGGUCGUUGCGCAGCGUGAGGCUCGUCUGGCCGAGUACCGGAAGAAGAAGGAGGCCAAGCCCAAGGCCGUUGCCAAGUCCAUGGUGACUCUGGAGGUCAAGCCCUGGGAUGACGAGACCAACCUUGAGGAGCUGGAGGCCAACGUCCGUGCCAUCGAGAAGGACGGCCUCGUGUGGGGUGCUUCCAAGUUCGUUGCCAUUGGCUACGGUAUCAAGAAGCUCCAGAUCAACAUCGUCAUUGAGGACGAGAAGAUCUCUCUGGACGAGCUCCAGCAGGAGAUCGAGGAGGACGAGGACCACGUCCAGUCCACCGAUGUUGCUGCUAUGCAGAAGAUUUAA
Messenger RNA from Aspergillus terreus NIH2624, 681 nucleotides. Its product is annotated as translation elongation factor 1 subunit beta. The transcript is spliced from 4 exons. The record is from RefSeq and is a predicted model, not a curated record. Bases 1 to 681 code for a protein of 226 amino acids. Gene Ontology annotation, biological process: translational elongation. Gene Ontology annotation, cellular component: cytosol; eukaryotic translation elongation factor 1 complex. Lineage: Eukaryota; Fungi; Ascomycota; Eurotiomycetes; Eurotiales; Aspergillaceae. Gene Ontology annotation, molecular function: translation elongation factor activity; guanyl-nucleotide exchange factor activity.